Saccostrea echinata is the source of this 3756-nucleotide messenger RNA. RefSeq names its product chitin synthase chs-2-like. Gene Ontology annotation, cellular component: cell periphery; cell septum. The record is from RefSeq and is a predicted model, not a curated record. The transcript has 11 exons. NCBI's taxonomy places the organism in Eukaryota, Metazoa, Mollusca, Bivalvia, Ostreida, Ostreidae. The coding region runs from base 1 to 3756 and encodes 1251 amino acids. Gene Ontology annotation, molecular function: chitin synthase activity.
AUGGAUCACUGGCCACAGGAAAGAGAUGAUCUCAAAAGAGUCAACCAGAUUCUUCCUAAAAUUUUAAAAGUCUUGACCUACAUCUUCAUGGUGCUUAUUAUCACCACCGGAGUGGUCUUUGCCAAAGGUGGUCUACAAGUUUUGACAAGUAUCCUAGGACAGCACAACAAAUUCCCUAAUAGAACUGUGAAUCAGGAUCUGAUAUCUUACUUACUUUUCUUCUCAACUAUUACCCCUGACCUCUUAAAUUGUCUAAAUGAAUUGUGGAAAGCUAUGCUAGGAAAUAGAAAAACGGCUACUUGGGAUAUUACAAUGAAGAUAAUAAUUAGAGAAUGCUUGCAUUCUUUUGGCUUGGCUGUUCUUAUUUUUCUGGUUCUUCCUUACAUGGAUCCUAUACAAGCAUGUGUUGUUAUCAACGCCACUACAUUCCUCCCAGGAUUUAUUCAUAUGGUCAUGUACUGCAGAGGAAAAGAAGAAGAAAAGGGAGAAAUAUGCAGAAAGAUUAAAAUUUCUCUGAAUAUUAUAAGCUCCGUGGUCCUACUUAUAUCACUUGUAAUACUUUUGGUUUCUGUUGGUACUUCAGAAAGAAAGAAUAUACAUGCACGGGAUCCAGACGUUGGGGAGCUUUUGGUAUGGACGAUUGUAUCUAUUCUUACAUUAUCUAGUCGAUGGAUCCCGCAACUGCGAAACAAAGAGGAUGAGAACGAAUCAAUAAACAGGGAGGAAAAUUAUGCAGUUAUUAAAUUCGUCUCGAGGUUUCUGAGGAUUUGCAUAACUGUUGCUUUAUUUUGGACAAUACUCUGCCCGGGAAUUCGGGAAAUCAAAGAUGUUUAUCGCAUGUUCAUGUCAACAUCAAAAAUGGAAGGCCUCAUUCCCGCCAACUGCACAAUGUCUCCCAACAGAACAGUCAUCUCAUCCCACCAAAAGUACAAAAACAUCUCAGCAUGUGUGGAUGAAGGCAUCCCUCUCUGGGAAGUCCUUGGUCCAUUUCUGGCACAUGUCAUCGGAGCAAUAUUGACAAUGCAUGUCGGAGUAUUAGCCUGUAGACUUCAGAUGCAGAGAAUAGGAUAUUCAGUCCCUCUUUCCAUAGCUUCUCCCAUCUAUGUUAUCUUAGUAGUUAUAUUGAAGAACGAGGAAAAAGAUUUCAUCUACCGAUAUUUUGAAUUUAUGAAUAACAGUACGAAUUGGAUACUGUUCUUUGUUUUUCUUGUGGCUUGUUUAAGUCAACUAAAUAUGGUUCAGCAUAUUUGGGAGGUCCAACACGGAGAAACUCUUUUUUCGGCGAACAAGUUGUUUGUCUUUCCAAAUUUCUGUGGUCCAUUGGUGGAUCUUUCACUGCUGCACAGUAGAAAAAUAAGACGGAAGAAAGAAUUAGAAAUUUAUGAUGACCCUGAGAGCACUAAAGUCUUCAUCUGUGCUACAAUGUGGCAUGAGAAUAGGACUGAAAUGAAACAGUUACUGUCUUCAAUCUUCAGGAUACGUGAUGUACAGCGGAACUAUGGAUUUGAAGCUCAUAUAAUGUUUGAUGAUGCCAUGGAGACUUCCAAAAUGGGGGCAAAUGGACUGGAUCUUAAAGAGAACGACUUUGUCAGACAGUUCAUGGAGGUUGUAGAAGAAGUGGGAAUUGAUUUCGAUGUGAACUUAGGAUCUCCUUCAAAGUACGCAACACCAUAUGGAGGUCGUGUGGAAUGGAAUCUGACGAAAGAAUGUAAACUCGUUGUUCAUCUAAAAUUCAAAGGAAAAAUAAGACACAAAAAGCGUUGGUCACAGAUCAUGUAUAUAUAUUACAUCGUUGGUUACAAGUUAAUCACUGAGUGUGCAGGAGGAGACAAAAUUGAGAAUCCGAAACCAACACAAUCCAUCUUUGAAAUUCUUCCAAUAAAUUUAAGAGAAAAGGCGGAGAACUGGUUUAUCCUUGCACUAGAUGGAGAUGUAGACUUUCAGCCAAGCACCUUGCAACUUCUAAUUGACCGGAUGAAAGUCAAUUUUAGAGUGGGAUCUGUUUGUGGACGUAUAAAACCAUGUGGUUCGGGGCCUGUUGUCUGGUAUCAGAAGUUUGAAUACGCUGUGGGCCAUUGGAUGCAGAAGUCUGCAGAACACGUGUUUGGGAGUGUCCUAUGUAGUCCCGGAUGUUUUAGCUUGUUCAGAGUGAAAACCUUGAUGGACGACAACAUCAUGCGUACUUAUGCAACACUACCAACAGAACCACGCCACUACAUUCAGUAUGACCAAGGCGAGGACCGCUGGCUGUCUACUCUAAUGCUGCAACAAGGAUAUAAAAUCGAAUACAGUGCAGCAGCAGAGGCGGCAACUUUUGCUCCAGAAGACUUUAAAGAGUUCUUUAAACAAAGAAGAAGGUGGAUUCCAUCCACAAUGGCAAAUUUAAUGGACCUCCUUUCCAGUUCCUCAAGAACAACUAAGAUGAAUCCGAAUAUAUCUUAUUUGUUUGUAACUUAUCAAGUUAUUUUAUUUUUAUCUUCACUAUUCGGACCCUCAACAGUUCUUUUGGCUCUUCAAUCGGCUCUCGGUACCGUCUUUGGAAUCCAAGCGUGGUUGACGUAUACAAUAAUAUUUUGCCCCGUAAUAAUUUUUGUAAUAGUCUGCUUGAAGUGUAAGGAUGACACACAAUUGAAUGUUGCGAUGGCUUUGAGCACGGCCUAUGCUCUUCUUAUGAUGGCUGUUUUAGCAGGGACGCUUGUGUCGAUAUUCAAAGACGGUUGGUUUACACCCACGGGAAUGUUUUUCUACAUUUUGACGGGGAUGUUCAUAAUUGCUGGAUUGUUGCACCCUGACGAGCUUGGAGACCUUCUAAAAGGCUUGCUUUACUUCAUAUGCAUUCCGGCAGGUUAUUUGUUUUUGAUUAUUUACGCAAUCUGCAAUCUAAACAACAUCUCUUGGGGAACAAGGGAAAAUACUACUGCUGUACUGAAACAUGCCGAUAGGCGGUCCAGAAGAAGAGAGACAGAAAAAGAAAUAUAUUUUGUGACAACAGAAAUGAUUGAAGGAAUGGUUGAGCAAGCAAGGAAAACUGUAUCAAAUUCAUCAAUUUCCAUAAUACAAUGGUUCAAAAAUCUUGUCUUACUGAAGUCUUUAGAAUCUGUUCAAGCUAUCAACGAAAAGACAAAGGAUGUACCUGAAGAACCUAUUGAGAGAACGGAUAACAUGUCUAAGGAUGUGCAUAAAUCAUCCUUUGAAGGUGUUCGUGGACCAAGUAUCUUUAAAAAGGGCUAUGACAGAAAUAGACGCGCCCCAGGAUCAAGCGCACAUCCCUCUUCCCAACUGACCCAGAUUGACGAAGUAUCGUGGACAAGUAACGAAACUGAGGAAAUUCGAACGAAGAAGCUUGAUCAGAGGGAAGAGCAGUUUUGGAAUACACUAAUUUCUACAUAUCUUCGUCCCAUAGAUGAUGAUCCAGAUAAAAAGAAGAAUGAUACAGAGAAAUUGUCAGAGUUCCGAUACAAAGCAGUCUUUGCCUUUUUAUUUCUGAAUGGUCUGUGGCUAGCUAUUAUGAUUUCCAUGAACGAAAUCAAGAACCUCAUAAAUGUAACGAUUCCACAGCCAUCAGGUCCGCCAAUAGUGAUUGAGCCUCUUGGUUUUCUCUUUUUGUUAAUAUUUUCUCUCAUGCUCUUGCUUCAGUUUUUUGGGAUGUUGCUUCAUAGAUAUGAGACAUUUUACCACAUUUUGUCCCGAACCAAAGUAGACUGCCCUUGUAAAAAACAUAGCGAGAAAGAUGGAAAAUGCGUUUGCUGUUGUUAA